AUGAGCGAUACACUCGUGUUAACAUCGAUAAACGGUUGUUUAUUAUCAAAUAAAUUAGUUGAUUCAUGGCUUGAUGCAAAUGAGAUAUACAUAGCGCGAAAGAUUCUUUCCGCUGAUCGUCGAUCGGUGGAAAUAACAUUUGUCGACGAUGAAAGAACGGAGAUGAUGUUCGAUUUAUUAACAACUUGUUAUAUUUCGGUUGCAUCGAAAAUGUCCGCAUUUUCACAGCGGCUUGCGGCAAUCGACAAGAAACAAAACGAGGACACAUUUCAAUCUGCAAUCGGUCGUGGACGUGGAUUCGAUCAUAAUUCAGCACAAAUGCAACAUUUAACAACGAAAAACGGCAGUGAUGAUUCUGAUAUAUAUUCCACAAUAUCAUCGUCAACAUUUGGACGCGGACGACAUGCAUUGAGUUCAAAACAAACAUUUUUCUAG
Messenger RNA from Adineta ricciae, 435 nucleotides. Lineage: Eukaryota; Metazoa; Rotifera; Eurotatoria; Adinetida; Adinetidae. The record is from the annotation of a GenBank genome assembly.